This is a messenger RNA of Durusdinium trenchii, 599 nucleotides long. NCBI's taxonomy places the organism in Eukaryota, Dinophyceae, Suessiales, Symbiodiniaceae. The record is from the annotation of a GenBank genome assembly.
UAUAUAUGUAAUAUUGAUUAAUAUUGGCUAUACCUACUAUGGGGGCCACUGCAUUCACUAGGUUGUGUGUGUGUGUGUGGAGUGAGAGUCACUACAUUGGAAAGUUCAGCUCUUCAAUUCAAGCUUUUGUUCACCGCGUCAUACAGCAGAGGAGCACAAGCCCAUAGAGCUGUGUCCAACGAAGCGCUCUCUAUGGUGUCCUCAGGAUAUGCAGCUUGAUCAGUUGCACGUACCUCCUGCAAGUAGAACUGUGGAUGGGGAUCCGCAACAGUGUCGAGAGGCUGCGACUCCCCGAAGAGCGUCACAAGCGAGCACGGCCACGGCCAUAGCCACGUGGGUCACGACAGCGGCGGCUGCCAUGGUCACACUGGCCAUAGUGGCGAGCACGGUGGCCAUUGCAGUGGCCAUAGCCACGGAGGGCACGGUGGUCAUGGUGGUCAUGGCCAUGCACAUUGAUCGCAGACUUCCUGCAGGCCUGGGAGAGGCAAUUCCAUCUGAGCCACGCAGACUUUUGGUAGUGUCCUGGAAUUUCUUCACUCGGCACAUGUUGCAUGAUCUUGGUUUCGACAUGUCAACUGGGUAGCACUCGAGUCCUGGGG